UGGGCUCCCCAUCCACAGCCUCCCCAGGAACAGACUUCUCCUGCCUCCUCUGCAUCCGGUCAAAUUCCUGCCGAGAUGUCCUGCCAGCAGAACCAGCAGCAGUGCCAGCCCCCUCCCAAGUGCACCCCCAAGUGCCCCUCCCCGAAGUGCCCCCCAAAGAGCCCAGCACAGUGUUUGCCCCCAGCCCCCUCUGGCUGUGCUCUGAGCUCUGGGGGCGGCUGUGGCCCCAGCUCCUCUGAGGGUGGCUGCUGCCUGAGCCACCUCAGGCACCACCGCAGGUCCCACCGAUGCAGGCGCCAGAGCUCCGACUCCUGUGACACUGGCAGUGGUCAGCAUUCUGGGGGCUCGGGCUGUGGCCACAGCUCUGGGGGCUGCUGCUGACCUGGAUCUGCUGCUGAGACAAGUAAUUUGAGAAAAGACAAGAAGCCAGAGGAAAAGCCCCAGCCAGACUCAGCCUCUCCCAGACACCCCAUGCUCGUCUGUCUACCCAGCUUGAGCUGGGAUGUUCCCAGGGAGGG
This is a messenger RNA of Eptesicus fuscus (big brown bat), 518 nucleotides long. RefSeq names its product late cornified envelope protein 3D-like. Bases 76 to 381 code for a protein of 101 amino acids. Gene Ontology annotation, biological process: epidermis development. The transcript has 2 exons. The record is from RefSeq and is a predicted model, not a curated record. Lineage: Eukaryota; Metazoa; Chordata; Mammalia; Chiroptera; Vespertilionidae.